This is a messenger RNA of Rangifer tarandus platyrhynchus (Svalbard reindeer), 1866 nucleotides long. NCBI's taxonomy places the organism in Eukaryota, Metazoa, Chordata, Mammalia, Artiodactyla, Cervidae. The record is from the annotation of a GenBank genome assembly.
AUGGUACCUGUUGAAAACGCAGAGGGCCCCAGUCUGCUGAAACCGAAGGGGCGCGCGGCGGAGGCUGAUGGCAGCGACAGAGCCAGCGGCGGCCCGCAUCCUCCCUGGGCGCGAGGUUGUGGCAUGUAUACGCUCCUGUCGUCUGUCACAGCUGCUGUCAGUGGCUUCCUGGUGGGGUAUGAACUUGGCAUCAUCUCUGGGGCUCUUCUGCAAAUAAGAACCUUGUUAGCCCUGACCUGCCAUGAGCAGGAAAUGGUGGUGAGCUCGCUGCUUAUCGGGGCCCUCCUGGCCUCUCUAAUCGGAGGGGUCCUGAUUGACAGGUACGGGAGAAGAGCCGCCAUCAUUUUGUCCUCCUGCCUUCUCGGACUUGGGAGCCUGGUCUUGAUUACCAGUUUAUCUUACACCACUCUUAUAGGGGGGCGCAUUGCUAUCGGAGUUUUCAUUUCACUCUCCUCCACCGCCACUUGCGUCUACAUCGCAGAAAUUGCUCCCCAACACAGAAGAGGCCUUCUCGUGUCACUGAACGAGCUGAUGAUUGUCAUUGGCAUUCUUUUUGCCUACAUUUCAAAUUAUGCAUUUGCCAACACUUCCCAUGGCUGGAAAUACAUGUUCGGCCUUGUUAUUCCCUUGGGAGUUUUGCAAGCCAUUGCAAUGUACUUUCUUCCUCCAAGUCCUCGAUUUCUGGUGAUGAAGGGACAUGAGGAAGCUGCUAAUAAGGUUCUUGGAAAGCUGAGAGCUAUCUCGGAUACAACGGAUGAACUCACUGUGAUAAAGUCAUCCCUGAAAGAUGAAUAUCAGUACAGUUUUUGGGAUCUCUUUCGUUCAAAAGACAACAUGAGGACCCGAAUCAUGAUAGGUUUAACGCUAGUAUUUUUUGUACAGAUCACUGGCCAGCCAAACAUAUUAUUCUAUGCAUCUACUGUUUUGAAGUCUGUUGGCUUCCAAAGCAAUGAGGCAGCUAGCCUCGCCUCCACGGGGGUUGGGGUUGUCAAGGUCAUCAGCACCAUCCCAGCCACCCUUCUCGUAGACCAGGUUGGGAGCAAAACCUUCUUGUGUAUCGGUUCCUCUGUGAUGGCAGCUUCGUUGGUGACCAUGGGCAUCGUGAAUCUCAACAUCCACAUGAACUUCACCAGUAUCUGCAGAAACCACAGUCCUAUCAACCAGUCCUUGGAUGAGUCUGUGUUUUAUGGACCAGGUAACUUGUCAGCCAGCAAUGACACUCUUAGAGAAUCCUUUAAAGGGAUGACUUUCCACAGCAGAAGCUCACUGAGGCCCAGGAGAAAUGACAUAGUGGGGAGAGGAGAAACGACCCUGGCAUCGUUACCAAAUGCUGGACUAAGCCAAACUGAAUACCAGAUCGUCACAGACUCUGCAGAUGUCCCCACUUUUUUGAAAUGGCUUUCUUUAGCCAGCUUGCUUGUUUACGUUGCUGCCUUUUCAAUUGGUCUAGGACCAAUGCCCUGGUUGGUGCUGAGCGAGAUUUUUCCUGGUGGAAUUCGAGGACGUGCCAUGGCUCUGACUUCCAGCAUGAACUGGGGCAUCAAUCUCCUCAUCUCUCUGACAUUUUUGACGGUGACGGAUCUCAUUGGCCUGCCGUGGGUGUGCUUUAUAUAUACAAUUAUGAGUCUAGCAUCCCUAGUUUUUGUUAUUGUGUUUAUACCUGAAACAAAAGGAUGCUCUUUGGAACAAAUAUCAAAGGAGCUGGCAAAAGAGAACUAUGUGAAAAACAACAUUUGCUUUAUGAGUCAUCACCGGGAGGAAUUAGUGCCAAAACAGCUUCAAAAAAGCAACCCCCAAGAGCAGUUCUUGGAGUCUAAAAAGCUACGGGGUAAGGGACAGCCAAGGCAGCUUUCUUCAGAGAUCUGA